UUAUUUUACUUGACGCAUCCGUCCGGAACGAAAUGUCUAGUUUUCAGCAAAGUUAUUUGGCUAAGUGGGAACAAAUUCCGGAGUUUUCUUCGUGGCUUUCACGUUAUAAAGAUGACGAGUACGCCGCCUUUUGCAAAGCAUGCAGUGCGAAACUCCAAAGUAGAUUAGCAUCUAUAAAACAACAUGCAAAUAGUGAAAAUCAUAAAUCGAACUUUAAAAAAUACAGUCAAAGUCGCCCGCGCACAACCCCUUUGAACGCACGCACUUCCGCCUUCCGCUUCCGUGUUGCGCGCCACCCGCCGCAGCCCCACACUUCGCGCGUCGUAAUGUAUUCCAAUCGCGAAUAUUAUGAAAUGGUGCAGUGUUACAUACAUGGUGAUCAACGUGACGCGGAGGCCCCAUCUGCUCGCAAAAUUAAAAGACAAUGUGCAGAAAAGGUGCAAGACUCUGUUUGGAGAGGAACGGUUGAUAAAUUUUUUAGAAAGGUACCACUGAAAGACGAAGUUAAGAAAGCUGAACUCCGUUUUUGCAGUUUUUUUGCAGAACACAACAUCCCUUUAAGAGCUAUGGACCAUCUUAGUGAAAUUCUAGUAAAGUGUUUUCCCGACUCCGAAAUUGCGAAAAAAUUUUCCUGCAAGAGGACCAAAGCAGCCGCUAUAACUUAUAACGUUUUAGGACCCGAAUUUGAAAAAGAUAUGAUUGUAGACAUACUUCGUACUGCAUCUCCGUCAGGUAAACCAGUUUAUUCAAUUGUAAUUGACGAAAGUACAGAUGUUGCCACAGUCAAAGUAUUGGCGAUAGUAAUCAGAUACUUCUCUGAAACCGAAUGUACAGUAAAAACCAAAUUCCUUGAUUUAGUUGAUUUAAGUGGUGAGACCGCAGAUCAUUUAUUUAAUGCUUUGUCAUCAAAGUUAUCCGAAUUAGGUUUAGAUAUAAAAGAUGUGUUGGGAUUCGCUGCUGAUACUACGAAUGUGAUGUUUGGUCAACAUUCUGGCAUUGUUGCAAAAAUUAAAGAAGUGAACCCAAAGUGCUUUUUCAUAAAAUGUGUUUGUCACUCUGCAGCAUUAAGUGUUAGCCAUGCUUGCAAAAUACUGCCUAGAAAUUUAGAACAGAUGAUAAAAGAAGUAUAUGGAUAUUUUUUUUCAAAGCAGCAAGCGUCAAAGAGAAUUUGCUGA
Messenger RNA from Diatraea saccharalis (sugarcane borer), 1175 nucleotides. Lineage: Eukaryota; Metazoa; Arthropoda; Insecta; Lepidoptera; Crambidae. The record is from the annotation of a GenBank genome assembly.